This is a messenger RNA of Esox lucius (northern pike), 4633 nucleotides long. Its product is annotated as zinc finger protein 2 homolog. Bases 2361 to 4211 code for a protein of 616 amino acids. The record is from RefSeq and is a predicted model, not a curated record. NCBI's taxonomy places the organism in Eukaryota, Metazoa, Chordata, Actinopteri, Esociformes, Esocidae. Gene Ontology annotation, molecular function: RNA polymerase II cis-regulatory region sequence-specific DNA binding; DNA-binding transcription repressor activity, RNA polymerase II-specific. Gene Ontology annotation, biological process: negative regulation of transcription by RNA polymerase II. Gene Ontology annotation, cellular component: nucleus. The transcript is spliced from 3 exons.
GGUCAAACACAGAAUUAGUAUGGUGUUCCUAAUAAUCCUUUAGAUGAGUGUAUUUUUGCCAUCAAUCUCCAUACAAUACCCCAUAGUGACAAAGCAAACAGACAUGUAUAAGUGUUCUGUCCUUUAUUCAUUACUUCGUAGAAGCAGCUAUGUCAGGGAUCAUAGCGUUCAGUUUUUUUGUUAUGCUUCUACCAGCUUUGCACUCCUGGAUUUGGGCAUUUUCUCACAUUCUUCCUUGUAGAUCCUCUCAACAGAAAUGUCCCAAAGGAUUCCGGUCUUGGCUGUGUGAUGUGCGUCUGGCUCAGGAGUACCUUUCAUCUCGCCGCUCAGCCUUGAAGCCCUGGUUGAAGUGCUGCAGAGAUGCCCGUCCUUGUGGCAGGUCCCCCCUUUCUCUGCAGAGAAACUCUGUUUAAAUGGCCAUUGGGUUCUUCGUUGCCUCCCUGACUGUGGUCUUUGCCGAGUUGCUUAGUUUGGCCAGACGGCUCAAGGUCUUUGUGGCUCCAAUAGUCCUCCAUUACACAUUGAUGGCACCCACUGUGUUCCAGUGCCUUAAGACAUUUUGUUUAUAAACCCUCCCCCGAUCUGUGCCUCAAUAUGCCAGAGGUCUACAGAUGGUUCCCUGGACUUCAUGGCUUUGGUUUUGCUCCUUUUUGACCUUAUAUAGACAGGUGUGUCUUUGUGAGUCCAGUUCUAGGGUCCAACCAGGUCAGACAUAUCAGGGAUGGUUUAAGGGCACAGGGUUCAUCUGAGUUCAAUUUGGGGUGUUUUGGCGAAUGGUCUGAAGAGAUGAGAUACAGACAGGAGACAAAUUAGAAGACAGACCUUUGUAAUGGGGGGUUUAUGCCCUGCCAUAGAGCAUGAUAGGAUGUUAAUUGCUUAAUUGUAUCAUUCAGUACACCUGUAUGGAAGCAUUUGUUUUUUUAUGUUCUUCCACUCAUUUAUUCUGCUUUUUCCUUUAAUUUUUCACCUGUCUGUAUUUCAAUGUUCUAUUAUCAAUGAAUUGGCACAAACAAAAAAUAAAUAAAAAUAAUAUAUAUAUAUAUUUUAAUGUAGAUUGAUGGCAAAAAAGUAAAUGUAACCACUUAUAAAUACAGAGAGUGAAGGGGUCUGAAUACUUUUGCAUUAUUUCAAGGUAGCUGUGAGGUGUACAGUAUGUGCUCGACCCUGUUACACUCACGCCUUCAAAAGGUGCUACAACUGAAAGCUACAACUGCCAUUGAGCUGACCAAUACUUAUGAUCUGCUUCACUUGGUGAAACAAACCGACACCCUCUGCUUCAUAUACACUGCAAACACAAACUUUUGAUUCAUAAAUAGGUUUUGUUAACAAUGUUUUUAGAAAAAAAAUGCCAGCUUGUUUUAUUUUUAUUUAAAAUAUUUUUUUGCAUUUGCUUAUGUGCACAAUUGCACAUUUAUUAAAAUGUUGUAACAUAAGGAAGACGCGAACAUAUGCAUUAGGUGGGUACGUUUACCGCGUGGCCAAGAGCACUGUGUUUUACUUACUACGUUCUGAGGGCAGAAAGAAAUGUGAUUGGUACAAGCGAACAUCCAAUCGGAAUGAACAGGAGGCGGUGUUCAUAAACACUUAAAAUUACAUCAAGAAGAGCGCAAUUCUGCUAACGUCCGUGAAAGAGUAAGUUUACCUGUUAUGUUAUAAUGAACUACGUGUUAAAUUACUUGAUUAUGCUAACAUUCAGUGGGGAAUUUUUAAUCUAGAUAACAUUCACUUGCACUUCUGAUCCAGCUUGUAAUGUUCAAGAGCACAGCGUCCUAUCCAUUUCGAUUGUUCGCAUGAACCAAUCAGUUUCUGACAUCAGUCCAUGUUUAAGGAAAACGAGACCAAGUUAGAGUGGAAGUCCCGGUUACGUCACUGAAGUUUGGUGGUGGCUGCGAGAACAAGUGCGGGGAAACGGGCAAGAUCCUUGGACUAAAGGAAUGUCAAUAGGGAUUGCCUGCAUUUAUAUAGAAUACCUUUGUCUAAGCCACCCGUUGAAGCUCAGACAGUUUAGCUUACAUAACUCCGUAUGUAUGUAAGCAUUUAAUGAUUUAAUGAUAUAUUGGGUCAUAUUUGUGAAAUGACAUUUACUUUACAAUAUAAUUUCUUCCACCAGUUAGACUCCGCCCACAAAAUACGUAAUUCUUUACUAACAAAAAUGGUAUGUACUUGCAGCGCCGACUUUUAUUGUGAAGGUGGAGUUAUUACAUCCACGACUGACGUCAUCGUCGGUGGCGCUUGCUGAACACUAGUUGGAGAGUAGCGACAUUGGUAAAGAGAACAGGUACAAGAGUUGUGCUAUUCUAAAACUUCAUGCUGUCCUGCCAUUGACUGCAUAGUCGUCGUUUCUACACCAGCAGGCCAACAUGACUGGAGAGAAGGAGACGUUGAUGGAGGAAAUAGAAGACAGUUUACACCCUCUAACUGAGGACAGUUUAAUUUCCCUGUGUGAACGCUGUGGAAUAAAUGUCCCAGAAAUGAAAAAAAAGAACCAUCGCUCAUUGAGGCGUAAAAUCAUGGAGGAAAUGUGGGGAAAUGCAGAUUCGGGAAAAUCGGAGGAGCAGGGAAUGUCUUGGUUACUCCGACUGAAAGAGGACAUCAGGAAGACACAGGAAGAAUCUAGUGUGGCACCAAUGAGUGCCGACAAGUUGGAUGAUGAAGUUUGUAAGAAAAAUGGGGACAGCCCUAACAGUCGCUCGCUCAGUGAUGGUGGCGUAUCAUCGGACAAGUCUCCACAAUCAAAAGUGUUCCAGCGACUUUAUACCUGUACGGUAUGUGAGAAGAGUUUCACUCAGUCUGGAAACCUAAAAAGACACCAACGAACACACACAAGAGAGAAACCUCAUGUCUGUGAUAAGUGUGGGAAGAGUUUUGCUCGAGCCGAUUACCUGACUGAGCACAAGCUAACGCACACAGGAGAGAAACCCCAUAACUGUGAUAUAUGUGGGAAGGGCUUUAAUCGGCCCAACUGCUUGGCCGAACACAAGCUAACACACAAUGGAGAUAUUCUUCACAGACACAUCUGCUCAGACUGUAGCAAGAGCUUCCUUACACCAGCACAGUUAAAAGUCCACCAGAGAACCCACAGAGGGGAGAAUCCUUACAGGUGUGAUCUCUGCGCGAAGAUCUUUGCUAAUUCAACGUGCCUUAAUAACCACAGGCGUACGCACACUGGAGAGAAACCUUACAGCUGUGAUCAAUGUGGGAAGAGUUUUGCUCGAGCCGAUUACCUGACUGAACACAUGCAUGUACACAGUGGAGAAAAGCCGCAUGUGUGUGAUACCUGUGGAAAGGCCUUUAUUCGUCCAAGAUACUUGGCAGCACACAAGCUUACACACACCGGAGAGACAUCCUACAUCUGUACAGACUGUGGGAAGAGCUUCUACACACCAGCAAAGUUGAAAGAGCACGAACGAACACACAGCGGAGAGAACCCUUACAAGUGUGAUCUGUGUGAAAAGACUUUUGCUUCUUCUGGAGCGCUGACACGACACAAGCGUAUACACACUGGAGAGAAACCAUACAGGUGUGGCCUGUGUGAAAAGAGCUUUGCUCUUUCGGGAGCUCUUAUUCAACACAAGCGUAUUCACACAGGAGAGAAACCUUAUAAGUGUGGCCUGUGUGGGGAAUGCUUUGCUCGUUUAGGAGCCCUGACUAUACAUAAGCGUAUUCACACUGGGGAGAAACCUUACAGCUGUGAUAAAUGUGAGAGAAGCUGCAGAACUAUCACAGCCUUGAAUGAACACAUGCGUACACACACAGGUGAGAAACCUUUUGUCUGCCACGUGUGUGGGAUUAGUUUGACUAGACAAAGUAGCCUAAAUGUUCACAUGCGCAGACACACAGGAGAGAAACCUUAUGGCUGUGAUCAAUGUGAGAAAAGGUACGCUCAUCGAGGCGAUUUGAAAAUCCACAGACGCAUACACACAGGAGAGAAACCCUUCAGCUGUGCGCAGUGUGGGAGAAGCUUUCCUCGGUCAACUGAACUGAAUAUUCACAGACAGGUUCACACUGGAGAGAAAUCCUCUUCCAGUGAUCUAUGCGGAAUGCCUCAGGUAACACACAAGAGGUGGAAACGUACUCGAGAUAAGCCUCUUACAUGUGAUACUUGUGGGAAGAGAUUUGCUCAAUCGAGAACCCUUAAAAGUCACCAGAGGACCCACAUUCAAAGUGAACGGACCGAAGCAAGCGGAGAGACAACCAAGGCAUUUGAGUAGGAUAUCAAACGGACGGAGAAGUGAAUCACCUCACACCUCCAUCUUCUCAGGCAUGACUUCCUCGGGACCCCCUGGAAGACUCAGACGUGUCACAGUGAAACGCGAGCGUCUCCAGAGGACCGGUGGGAUAUAUGCAGGUUAAACUUAAGCCGUAGGUUUUAAAUAGCUGGUUUGUUCAAUCUCUUAAGGGGUCCCGGGUCCUGUACGGAAAAUGUUUCAUGUGUUGACGAGAAGCCACAUUCUGGUUCAAAAGAAGGACGUUCUUUUGUAAUCCAGGUAAAUCAAAUGUUGAAGCAUUGUGGCUAUAAAUACAUUGCCAUUAUCUCCACUACACACAAAUCCCUGAUUGUUUUAAAACGAUUAUAUAAUUUGUACAAACCUGUUUCCAAAAGAGUUGGGCUGUGUAAAAUGCAAAUAAAAAC